ACAAUACAAACAAAAACCAAAUUCAAACCAUCAGUUGAGCAUAUUUUUAAUAAAAUCCAAUACAGCGGAGGUAAACGUUGUUGCGAAGAUUCAGAGAUUCAGUCAACACAAACAACUCUCGUGGUUCGGACUACUUUUUUUUCGAAAAAAAAAAUCUUUAUAAUAUUCGUGUUUGAUGGAUUAAUGUUCGAUUUAUGGAACAGUUUAUACGUGAGAGUUCGUACAUACCAUACAGCAAAUGGAAUAAACAGAAAAAAAUUUGUAUAUAUUCAAAUUUGACUUAAAAGUUUGUGUAAAAUGAAAUCAAAUUAGUCAAAGCAAUAAAACUAUGAACUGUUUUAGCAAUUAUUUUGAAAGAAAAGAAAAAAAGAUGUUGUUUUGGUAAACAAUUUUAAAGUUUUUAAAUUGUUAUGGAUACGGGUGAUACGAAUGAAAACAAUUCAGAUUUGUUGUGUUUUGAUUAUUUGAAUUAAAAAGUGAAUCAUAAAUCAUAAAGUCAUUAGACAAAUUAUACAAUUAAAUAUUAUACAAAUAAAAAAAAUGGAAGUGAUUCUUUUUCUGCUAGACAUUUGCACAAUCAUCACCAGAUUUACUUUUAAAUAAAAGUUAUAUUUAAAUCCUAUUCGGUUUGGUGGACAACGAGAAAGCAAACGCAAUUGGCAGAUUUCAACGAACAAUUCGAACUGUGGAUUAUAGAAACUCAACUCAUUAGGCAGAAGUAAAAAAAAUAAUAUCAAACGCGAUUGUGUACACGCGGUGUGCAAUAUGACUGAGUAGAUUACAUUUUUGUACAGUUAAAUUCUAUUGAUUGGUGUAUACAGAGUGCGAUUUAAUAAGUUGGAUAUGACUGCCGACAGAGAAAACUUCUUGUUACCGUCAAAUAUGGAUACAAACAAUUACACCCGACCAUUGAGUGCGUACGAUAAUUUACAUUCAACAUCAGCACAUUCGCCCGCUGUCACAAUACCGACGCAACAAAAGCCAUCAUCACCGAUCCAUUCGAAUGGAAAUGAAAAAGAAUUUCCGUUCAACAAUAUCUCAUUCAGGUUCGAUGAUUUACCACUACUACAGAAUCAACCAAGCCACUUCAAUCAAAUCAGAUCUAACUCAACGAUAUCAAAUAGCAACUGUUGUAAUGGAAAUCUCAACAAAUCAACCAGUCAAGGUUAUACGACAAUUGCAAAUCAUAAUGGCAUAAAUAAUAUUACUGACAACAAAACAGCACCUAUACCACCUGUGGUAAAUGUCGAUAGUGAUUCGAAAAUGCUGCUCGGUGCAACGAAGCAACAGUAUGAAAAUGUGAGUGAAACGGUCCGGUUAAGAAAUUUAAACAGCAAUAAACCGGUCAUAAGUGAAGCAAAAUCAUCAUUUUUCGGACUAAACGCAUCAUCGCCGAUUAAAGAUACCAAGGAAAAUAUGGCACUGAGACACAAUAAUCAAACAUCGGAUGGUUGUGGUGGAUAUGGAGACUGUUCGCCGCUGUUAAAUAAUUCGUCUGGAAAUGGUACGCGUAAUCUUUAUCAAAAUAUUCCGUCGAAUAGUGCGUGUUUCGACAGUGGCAAUCAGAGUUUCAAUAAUGUCGAUAAUGCGGUGGAAAAUAAUCAAAACAUCAGCAAUGAUACUGCACGAGGUGAAGAUUCAUCGGAUUGCUGUGCAGAUUUAUCUCAGAACAACAAUUCGAGCAAAUACUUUGCUGACGCUUCACAUCGAAUGAGUCAAUCACCGUCUCAGGCUGUGUAUAUGUCUACAACCGUACCACAAAACAUAAAAGGUAGCAACAUUAUGGGGCGCCAUACACCAACCCGGAACAGUCUACGGCACAGCAGAAUGAUUGUAGUUAAUAAAAGUUAUCAAACUCCACGUCGUCUGAAUCCAUUAGAAAUAAGAUUCCCACUAUUGGCCAAACUACUCCUAAUAUUUCAGCUAAUAUGCGGAAUAUCCAUAGGAUUUUUGGGAAUUUGGAUUCUAGUGUGGGCUCCAAAUACUCGAUUACGAGAUAAUCCAUAUUGGAGUGGAUCAGCGCUGGUUCUAUCAGGUAUAUUAGGUCUGAUACUCAUCAAUUUUCGAAGAGUUCCCAGACAGAAAUUACGUGAACAUUGUUUCACGUUUAUUCGCGUGAAUUCGACAAUGAUAACAUUGGUAGCUACACUGUUGUCCUUGGCUGCAUUCGCAUUUGCCGCACUCCAUUUGGAUAACAUAACGUCGGCGCAUACGACAUGCAUGCCGGACAAUAUAUUUACGUCACCGAAUGCCGCUUGCAUAUGUCUAUUUGGUGCGAAAAAUUCCACUAACCAUUUGCAGAUACAAACGGCUGAAGAAGGUGAAAUAACCGUCGGAGGAUUUGAAUUCCACUACAGUUUUCGUUACAGAGACUUAAGUUGUAAGGAGGUGACUGGCGUUUGGAAGUACAUUUUAAUUGGUUCAACGAUACUAAAUGUUUUGGGCUUUUUCUUUUCGUUUUUAUAUUUGCUAUUGCUAUGCUUCCGACAGAAUGGCAAACGAAAGCCGUACGCAGCAGUUCGAUCGCAGCGUUAAAUCCCAUUAAUGUUUAAGU
Messenger RNA from Bradysia coprophila, 2554 nucleotides. RefSeq lists its product as uncharacterized. Gene Ontology annotation, cellular component: sarcolemma; dystrophin-associated glycoprotein complex. The record is from RefSeq and is a predicted model, not a curated record. Lineage: Eukaryota; Metazoa; Arthropoda; Insecta; Diptera; Sciaridae.